This is a messenger RNA of Funneliformis mosseae, 144 nucleotides long. Lineage: Eukaryota; Fungi; Glomeromycota; Glomeromycetes; Glomerales; Glomeraceae. The record is from the annotation of a GenBank genome assembly.
AUGGCAACAACACUAAAGAGCAGUUCAAAGCCUGAAAGAGCCAUAACGAAGGGGAGGGAUGAAAUUUUUGGCCAGUAUAUCGAAAGUCACGAAGCUGUUGAUGGAUAUAAAAUCUGUAAAGUCAGAAGAGUGGACAAACAAUAA